GGCUCCCUGCGCCUUAGCCAGGGAGCCUCCUACGCUCCCUACUCCCAGCAAGGAGGGCCCGAGUCCCUCCCUUGUUGUGUCCGCACAACUGUCCAUCCCAACAUCCAUUCUUAGAACACUUUUUUUUUUUUUUUUAAUUCCUGGGACUCCUCUGUUUACAGGUGCCCUCCGCCUUGGGUUCCCACGUGCUUCCAAUGUCUUGGUACCUCCCAGCACCGGCCCAUGGCUCUUAGAGCCCCCUUCCCUUUGUAACUGGGUGCCCCUGAAUAGGCUUGGGACCCAAAGGAACAGAUCAGCCCAUGCGGACUCUCCCACAGAAGGUAAACUGCUGGCUGGCUGCGGGGGAGAACUUAGAAGAGACGGCUUCAAGGAGCCUUGGCUGAGCCUCGGGAGAGAGGUGUCUUCUGGAACUCCCUCGCCUCCGAGCCAGGUCGGGCGAGGACGCCAAGCUUUUGGCAUAACAUACAGAAAAGAGCAUAGAUCACAAAAGUACAUUUUGAUGAAUUUUCACAAUUGAGCAUACCCAUGGUAUCAGCACCAACAUCAAGAAACAGCAUGACCAGCCCCAGAAGCUUCCUCCAUGCCUCCUUCCAGUUCUACCCCACCUGCUCCUACCAAGGGUAUCUACUAUCUAGUGAGAACCCUUGGUUGUAAAUGACAAACUCAGCUCAUGUUGGCUUAAGCAAAAACGGAGUAUCUUCCGCAACUCAGAAGUCCAUGCACAGAAAUCUUGCACAGCUUGAUCCAGGCAAUUUAACACCAAGGAAAACAAGAGAUACAGUAAAACCUGUGAAAGCUGGAACCUCUGUAAGGCAGAAACUUGUCGGAGAAGGAAAACUCAAGUAUUUUCUACUAAAGCAAUGGAAAAGUGGUAGUAAGUCUGCACCCUCUCAAAGGUGGAAAACUUGCAAGACCAGGAAAAACAAGGCAGUCCUAUUGAGUUCCAGCUCUCACAGGUCCUGAGGAACCUGUAGGUGUCACCCAUGGAUUUGUGAUCAGCGUGGGCAGUCCUCCCAGCAGCUCUGGACAUUGGCCCCCGGCAGGUGACAUGUGGCUGCCCCGAGUCUCCAACACGGCCGUGACCGCUCUCCUGCUGGCGCAGACGGGCCUCCUUGUUUUCCUGGUCUCCCGGCCUGGAUGGCCUGGGCCGCCUUCCCCAGCGGACGGCAAGGAACGUGUGCAUGUGCUGGUGCUGUCCUCCUGGCGCUCGGGUUCCUCCUUAGUGGGCCAGCUCUUUAGCCAGCACCCCGACGUCUUCUACCUGAUGGAGCCCGCGUGGCACGUGUGGACCGCCCUCUCUCAGGGCAGCGCGUCGGCGCUGCAUAUGGCUGUGCGUGACCUGGUGCGCUCCGUGUUCCUGUGCGAUAUGGCAGUGUUCGACGCCUACCUGCCAUGGCGCCGCAACCUCUCUGACCUCUUCCAGUGGGCAGUGAGCCGGGCGCUGUGCUCGCCGCCAGCCUGCAGCGCCUUCCCUCGCGGCGCCAUCAGUAGCGAGGCAGUGUGCAAGCCACUGUGCGCACGGAGGCCCUUCGCAGUGGCUGAGGAGGCCUGCCGCUCCUACAGCCACGUGGUGCUGAAGGAGGUGCGCUUUUUCAAUCUGCAGGUGCUCUACCCUCUGCUCAACGACCCUGCGCUCAACCUGCGCAUUGUGCACCUGGUGCGCGACCCGAGGGCUGUGCUGCGCUCGCGUGAGCAGACGGCCAAGGCACUGGCGCGUGACAACGGCAUCGUGCUGGGCACCAACGGCACGUGGGUGGAGGCCGACCCGGGCCUGCGUGUGGUGCGCGAAGUGUGCCGCAGUCAUGUGCGCAUUGCUGAGGCAGCCAUGCAUAAGCCGCUGCCCUUUCUGCAAGGCCGCUAUCGCCUGGUACGCUUUGAGGACCUGGCACGGGCGCCGCUGCCCGAGAUCCGCGCGCUCUAUGCCUUUGCUGGCUUGCGCCUCACGCCACCGCUCGAGGCCUGGAUCCACAAUGUCACGCACGGGGCUGGACCCGGCGUGCGCCGCGAGGCCUUCAAGACCACGUCCAGGGACGCGCUCAACGUCUCCCAGGCCUGGCGCCACGCCCUGCCCUUCGCUAAGAUCCGCCGAGUGCAGGAGCUGUGCGCCGGCGCCCUGCAACUGCUGGGCUACCGGCCCCUGUUCUCCGAGGAGGAGCAGCGCGACCUCUCCCUGGACCUGGUGCUGCCGCGCGGCCCGAGCAGCUUCAGCUGGGCAUCGUCCACCGCCGGGCACUCUGGGCCUUAGCGGGCACCCACCAGGUCCGGGCGGCAAGUGUGGGAAGGGGGUCGGGUAGCACGGGGGGCACAGGCCGCUAAGGGAAAGGUCUGGAGUAGGGGACGGAGUCCCCAUACUCCUGGUUUCUUACUCCCCCGCUUCUCGGCUUUCAUUUGAGACUUUUAGGAGCUGGGUUCCUUUCAAUCGCACUCUUCAUGGAAAGCGAAAACUCUCGCCCGCGUGUCCUCUGGGCACAGGAAGUUAGCCCGGAUGAUUUGGCUCUUACUUCUGCAUUGAACUCUCUCCGCCGUUGGAUUGCCUCAUCCAGCUGCUGAGAAAUAUGUCUCAGCCCCGCCUGGGGAUGGAGGGGGCCUUGGCAUCUGGCCUCUUUAAGUCUCUGCCUCUCUCCCCACCACACCCUUUGGGUCCUAGGUACUCACACCCCGUCAAAGAUGUUGGUGUUCGUAUUCACCUGGAUCUUCAGUGAGAAAUCAGACAAGAUGCCUGUUGUCUUGUGGGUUCCUGUUAGUUUCUCUCUGCCCCACCUCCCAGGAGCCCACACACCCCAUUGCCCUGCCUGGGUAUGGUGAGUCUUUGAUUUGUCCUGACAGGAAGGAGCAUACCUACAUAAACAAUAAUUAACCUGUGAUACAUAAUAGAAUUUACAGCCUGUAACGUUUCAUACUCUGUUCUAUAGGAUCGCUUUGAAUCGGAAUCGA
Molecule: messenger RNA, 2934 nt
Organism: Loxodonta africana (African savanna elephant)
Lineage: Eukaryota; Metazoa; Chordata; Mammalia; Proboscidea; Elephantidae
Product: carbohydrate sulfotransferase 6
Exons: 5
Coding region: 1049-2245 (398 amino acids)
Biological process (GO): N-acetylglucosamine metabolic process; carbohydrate metabolic process; keratan sulfate proteoglycan biosynthetic process
Cellular component (GO): Golgi membrane; trans-Golgi network
Molecular function (GO): N-acetylglucosamine 6-O-sulfotransferase activity
Source: RefSeq, a predicted model, not a curated record